CUGCACACCAGUUGACCGCUUGCGGACAUUUGAUUCGUAUUAUUAUUUAUCACUAUCCUGUGCAGUUCAUCUGUAAUUGCUAGUUUAUGAUUUCGUGGAAUACACAUCCCUUGCAGCCGUCUCUCAUAUACUUGUGCAUCCGCCCCACGAACAGCCAACUGAUCGUUUAUUAGACACGUGUGGGUAUUUGAUGUGCACGAGUCAGCAACACAACGUGGUCGAGAUCAGCCCCAAUCCCAUAUCAGUACAAUGAGAUCUGACUUCAAAAUAUCAUAACCGGUGCGACUGCUCCACGACGAGCAGACGGAAGCUCAAAAAAGGUUGCAAAGAUGCCACCAUCCACCGUGUUCUCGUAUUGGCGUCGCGAUCACCGUCGAAUAAGCCCGAUACCUGGAUCAGAGUCACCCCUGGGUUUAUCCCCCGGUAGCUAUGCAGACGCACCACCCCAGCUUCCAGGCCUUCCUCUAUCUACCGCACUGGGCGAUUCCCUAGUCGAAUCGACAACCCUCCCCGAAUCCUUCCCUUCCGCUCCCGUCUUCGAGCAGCAUGUCCGAGAUAUAGGCGAGGACCAGGCGCUAGCUUUUGGGUUGAGCUCGCAACAGUCCCUGGGCAACCUCAGAGUACCGUCAACGUCGACAGACAACCUUGUGCGUCCUCAUUCAAGCCCAGGCGACGGCGACGGCGACAUAACACCAGACGGGCUUUCUCCGCAAACAAAUCAUCUGCAGCCGCCAUCAGCCCUCCCCUUGAGACCUGAUCUGAUGCAGACGAAUUCUGCGAAAACGAAUGGAACAUGGCGUUUGGGAUUCAAACAAAAUACCCCGACCCAGCACAUUGAGCACAAGGCUAGCCCGCGGAACAAUACUACGGCGAAGAAUUUGCGAAUAAACACGAAUGUCGAUGGACUGUCGGGUUUUGUUGGCGGAGCAUCCUUGAAAGGAUUGGAGACUAUACAACCCCCUCGACACGAUGGCCUUCAUCAUGAGCAAUCUACAGAGCCGGCUCAACAAAAGCAAAGAAGAACAAAGCUCCACCUUCUAAAUCCUAUAUCGCUGCUGGCACACCGGAGAUCAUCACAGAUAGCUAAUGCGCGACUUGACGAUGGAAAUUUUGGGAUUCAAAAUGUAGUCCCCGCCAUACCAGAUGACUAUGACCCUAGAAUUCGUGGCAAAAUAGUGCAUGACUUUUCAGCGCCGCGACCACGACGUCAGAUGGCCGGUGCGCCUAAUAGCAGAGAGCAGUCUGAAGAGGGCAGUACCUCAAAUAAGCGAACAGAGCAACGAAAACGCCACAGCGAAUAUUCCCCCGUCUUUAAGGAACACUUUGGGGAAGACCGCAAAGUUCUACAAGUCGAAAAUAAAGGUUACUUGCAGUCCUCCUUGUUGACAGACUCUAACCUAGGUAACCAUGACCCGUCUGAUCUACCAGCAUUCGCGCGCAAACUACCAGCAAAUGUUCCGGAGAAUAAUAGUCAGUCUAUUGAGCCAAAGACUGAGGCUUCCGAGCCUGUAUACUCCACGCCAUCCAAGCGCACUUCGCCUCCGUCAAAUCCUCGAAAGUCUACUGAAUCCUCGCGGCAUGCUUCCAGUGUUCCUAUGCGUCUCAAGAGCGAUGCUUCGAGAUUCAGCUUUGAUAUGGGUGGAGUUGGGUCAUCUGUUCAAGAAAAGCUUUUGGAAGAAAAGCAUAAAGAGAAGGAGGCUGCGCGUAAAGACAAUUUCCCGCAAAGUCGGUUCAGUUACAGUGAUUUUGACGAAGAUGAGUUCGACUAUGAUGCUAUGGAAGAUGACGGAGGCUUCGAAGAGAGGAUCCCUGGAGUCAAUGCAGACGCAGAAGAUGAUGAUCAAUUCAGUGACUUUGCUGGUGUUGUGAAAACUUCCGAGCCACUGUUUGUUCCUGUCCUGCCUACCAUCGCUGCCAGUCCAAUUAGUCCUAUGAAUCCUCAAAUACCCCUGCUCAAAACCACCGUUGAUGCCCAUGAGGGCUCAGCCAAUGCAGUGCCUACUACUGAGACUUUCCUCCUCGAUGAGACCCGUUCAUUGUCGGACUAUGGUGACGAAGAGGAAGAUGAUGGAAAUGAAAUGGGCGUUAAAUCAAAUCAAGUUGCCGAAGCCGAAUCUGAAGCUACUGCAGCUACUAUGUCAAACAAAGCUUACAUGAGUGAAUCACUUUCCCAACAAGAAGACGAUGACAUGUAUUUCAAUGAUGGAGAUAUUGACGAGUUUAUCACUGAUGCAAAUGAGGGAACCUUCGAUGAAUCUAUCUUUGAUGAUGAAAAUAGCGAAUUAUUUGGGCGCCAGUUCUACCCGGGCACACGCAUCCCAGCGGCAAUUCAAAACCCCUCUGGAGGAAAUCUCUCCCUCAAGUCGAACGAUUAUGGUGCUGGAAAAAAUGUCAAUAUCCGACAUGUUCCAAGCCUAGUGAGCGAAUUUCGGCCAGAGUCAUGGGAUAUUCAGAACGAUAUAACAAUUAAGCUCUCCAGCGGAGAAAUGCCGAAGGCUGCAAGCGGCGUGCUUUCUGAACAUAAUCUAGAAGCCUUCCAUAGCGCUCUAGCUCGAGUGGCUGAUGAUCUCCCACAACGCAAUAUCAGCCUAAGUGAGACAUCGCUAGGACAAGAAAGCAACUCCCAGAAUGCAGACUCCCACCCUGGGCUCAUCUCAGAUGACAGUCGACACAGCCAAAACAUGGCAAUUGACGAUACAAUUGACGAUUUCAAUUACGACGACGACGAUGGAUUUGACGAUGACCUUAUCAUCGCCGAAGCAAACGCUGACGCCUUGGAGCAUGAUGAUGAAGGCUUUUACGGCCGGGAGUUUGGAUUUUACGCACAGUCUACUGGAAACUGCAACGCCCAACCCAUCUAUGGUGGAUACUUUGGUGGCCACAACGGCGGAGUCAUUUUUCGUGAGCCGAGCUUGACUCCGAUUACUGAGAGAAGUGAAUGGAGCACACGCAAUUCGAUUGUCUCGCUCUCAACGCAUGGCCCAGCAGCCGCGCAAGCUAAUCCUUUGGCCAACGCUGGUUUGGCACAGUUGGUCGACUUUGGAAAUAUCGACGAUGAAAUGUCCUUUGAGGCACUGAUGAGGCUUCGUCGCGGUGCUUUUGGUGGCAGUAAUGGCAGCUUGCGGAGCAGUGCUGGCAGUCUCUCUCCCCAGUACGGUCCAGUCGGGCCGUCGAAUCGAGGUAGCUUCAUGAGCAUCCCUGAGGACAGCCCUGUUGACUUGAUGUCCGGCACAGACUUCCCAUCUCAUCCUGUUGAUAGGCUGAAUAGCGGGCAUCACAAUUCUUCUCCUUCAUCUGAAGGCGAGAGUGCCCCCGGAAGCCCGACACUUACCUUUGGUCAAUCGACAAGCGUCAAAGAAGAUGGCGGUCUUGGGAACACCCCCAAGCCGUCUCAUAGCAGAGCCAGCAGUUCAGCUAGCAUCAGCUACAAGCAGGAAACCGUGGAGGAUGGAUCCAAUAAAUGGGUUCUCGAACGACGCAGGACCAGCGACAGCGGCGAGGUUGAAGUCUACCAACGCGAGGUCCUCGAACAAGGUCGGAUUUGAACACUCUUGAUUUAGGGAUGGUUAUUCCACCACUGGUUGCUUCAGCAUCGGCGCAAGUAUUGACCUCCCGCCACGUUAUGAUUGCACGACUACACGAAAUUCACAUUUGACAUUUAUAACAUUUACGAAAUAUCUAAUCGCAACUGUUCCUGCUUUGAAAUAAUAAUGAACGGCGUUUCUGGCGGUUGUCUGAAUUCUUGCGUUCCAUUUAUCGAUCGAUGCUGCGGUAUACAUCGCAAUCUUAUACCGUAUCUAAUACUUUUUCGCUGCAUAUAGUAUAGUAUUUACCACACCAGCUGUAAUAAUCAUUGAUGUACAUAUUAUAUAAUGUUGAAUACACCAGUUCCAGAACA
Messenger RNA from Talaromyces proteolyticus, 3898 nucleotides. RefSeq lists its product as uncharacterized. The record is from RefSeq and is a predicted model, not a curated record. NCBI's taxonomy places the organism in Eukaryota, Fungi, Ascomycota, Eurotiomycetes, Eurotiales, Trichocomaceae. The transcript has a single exon. Bases 330 to 3545 code for a protein of 1071 amino acids.